AUGUGUCAAUUCGGACAUAAAGUUCGAAGGCAAACUGUAUUUGUGAAACUAAAACCACCAGGACCAACUCCAUUGCGAAUAUUUGGACGGACAUGUCAGCGUGUGACAACAUGCGGCCCGGCGUGCGGGUCCACCGGCGUUGUUCCGGCGGCGGCAGGCGCGGUGCGUCGCCUCGCGUCCAGUCUCCAAAGCACCAGCACCGGAUCCCUCCCCGAUUACGGCACACAGAUCGUUGACCCCUACCGCUUGUUGGAGGACGACCUCAACGGCAUCUACGAGGACAUAAGAUCGGAGCUGGAGCGAAACACAAACCAAGCGGAAUUGAACACCAUAGCCACAUACUACUUCGACGGACAGGGAAAGGCUCUGAGGCCGAUGGUCGCGAUCCUGAUGGCGAGGGCCGUCAACUACCACGUUUAUGGCGAAAAUAGUGCAUUGCUGCCAUCACAGCGACAAGUGGCGAUGAUCAGCGAGAUGAUCCAUUCGGCGUCACUGAUCCACGAUGACGUCAUCGACCAAAGCGACUUCCGGCGCGGGAAGCCCUCCGUCAACGUGCUCUGGAAUCACAAGAAGGUGGCGAUGGCCGGCGACUUCAUCCUCGCUGUGGCGUCGAUGAUGAUAGCUCGCCUGCGCAGCGACGAGGUCACACUCGUUCUUAGCCAGGUGGUGACAGACCUAGUGCAGGGCGAGUUCAUGCAGCUUGGCAGCAAGGAGACAGAGAACGAGCGAUUCGCGCACUACCUCACGAAGACCUACAGGAAGACUGCCUCGCUCAUCGCCAACUCCGUGAAAGCGGUGGCGCUGCUGAGCGGAGCCGACGAGGCGACCAGCGAGCUGGCGUUCCAGUACGGCCGCAACCUGGGCCUGUCCUUCCAGCUGGUGGACGACCUUCUGGACUUCGUGUCCUCGGCGCAGGCAAUGGGCAAGCCCACGGCCGCCGACCUGCGCUUGGGCCUCGCCACGGCGCCCGUCCUCUUCGCUUGCGAGAAGUACCCCGAGCUGAACCCGAUGAUCAUGAGGCGGUUCCAAGAGGCGGGCGACGUGGAGAAGGCGUUCGAGCUGGUGCACAAGUCGCGCGGCCUCGAGCAGACGCGCUUCCUCGCGCGCAAGCACGGGCUCGAAGCGGCCCGCCUCGCCGCCGAGCUGGCCGACUCGCCGUACCAAAAGGGCCUCGUGGUGACCACCGACCUGGUGCUCAACAGGAUCAAAACAUACCGAGCGCGCUUUGUCGCCCAACGCGCUAGAACCGUGGAAAAGCAUCCUAGUUUCCAAUGCGUGCGGACGCUUCCAGAACUUUCCGAACGCUCUUUGCUCAUCCAACGUGUUCGAGGCACGGACAGGCUUCCAAAGUUUGAGAGCGUCCAGUCUCUUCUAGAACGUUCCGAACGCGCUUUGGUCAAGCAACGCGUUAGAGCCUUGGAA
Messenger RNA from Iphiclides podalirius (scarce swallowtail), 1422 nucleotides. The record is from the annotation of a GenBank genome assembly. Lineage: Eukaryota; Metazoa; Arthropoda; Insecta; Lepidoptera; Papilionidae.